Messenger RNA from Anarrhichthys ocellatus (wolf-eel), 2201 nucleotides. RefSeq names its product cyclin-dependent kinase 21 (gene cdk21). The record is from RefSeq and is a predicted model, not a curated record. The transcript is spliced from 8 exons. Lineage: Eukaryota; Metazoa; Chordata; Actinopteri; Perciformes; Anarhichadidae. The coding region runs from base 661 to 1563 and encodes 300 amino acids. Gene Ontology annotation, molecular function: ATP binding; cyclin-dependent protein serine/threonine kinase activity; cyclin binding. Gene Ontology annotation, biological process: regulation of gene expression; G1/S transition of mitotic cell cycle; signal transduction. Gene Ontology annotation, cellular component: cyclin-dependent protein kinase holoenzyme complex; nucleus; cytoplasm.
AUAAUAAUACAUUUAUUUUGUAUAGCGCUUUAAUUCACUUUGCUGCCAAUUACUAGGACAUAAACUAAAACGUGUAAACUGACAUAUUGUGGCCCUUUAACUUCAAAGCUUGGUCAUCAUGUUUUAUCUGGUAAUCGUCUGGAAACCCUCAUCCCAACCGCGACUGUUGUGUUUAUUUGUUUAUACAUGUUGUUUAUGUGCACCGACCACAGUAAAUUGCCUGCACCUGAACGCAGCAUAUGGUUUUUGCAGUGACAUUGACAGCAGCAGUGAGCACGUGUACAACAAGUGCGCUCUCCCCAAAAAAGACUGAUGGAAGUACGGACAACAUUUUGAGCCUUCUGAUUAGUUGGCGAAUAAAAGGGGUGUGAUUUUUCUUAUCAUUUUCUGGCUGCAAGUUAUGCUCCGACACUUUCCUGCAGGAAGCAGCAUGGAGGCUAAAGUGCGCUCAGCAGUCUGAGGUGGUUUGCGGCUGCGGUCUGUGACAGGAGGAGUUGACCUCCUAGCUAACCAGCAAACCUCAAUUUACUCAGGGCCUCGUUGGCUAGCUCACUGAGGCAGUGUUGGAAGCAGGUAAAUACGUCAUAUUUAACUGUUGUCAUCCUGAAGCAGACUGUUCUCCAGACAGGCCGGGUUAAUUCACCCUGAAUCUGGAAAAUCAUGGACGUGUGCACUAAGCCUUUGUGCUACGAGCUGCUGGCAGAAGUAGGAGAAGGCUCUUACGGUAAAGUGUAUAAAGCCAGAGAGGUGGGGGGGAAACAGCGCCUCCUGGCGGUGAAGAAAUUCAACGUCCGCGAGGACUCGUGGGAGUCCGGGAUCCCUGCUUUCAUGAUCCGCGAGGUGUCGCUGCUGCGUAAAAUGAAGUUCUUCAACCAUCCCAACAUAGUCGAGUUGUUGGAUGCCUCUGCUGUGCCAGUGGGCAGGAGCUUGGACCUCACUCUGGUGCUGGAAUACAUUGACCAGGACCUGUCCACCUACCUCUCCAAGGCUCCUGCUUCUGGACUGAGCCGUGACUGUAUUAAGGAUGUGAUGCAGCAGCUGCUGCGAGGAUUGGACUUCCUGCACACAAACAUGGUGCUGCACCGUGACCUGAAACCAGAGAACAUUCUGGUCAGCAGCCGCGGAGAAGUCAAGAUUGCAGACUUUGGACUGGCGCGCAUCUACACCUUCAAUAUCGCUCUCACUCCAGGUGUGGUGACGCUGUGGUACAGAGCUCCCGAGGUGCUGCUGAACUCUGUUUACAUGUCCACAGUGGACAUGUGGAGCGCUGGCUGCAUCUUUGCUGAGCUCUUCCUCUUGAGACCACUGUUUAAGGGAUACACGGAGGUACAGCAGCUGCAAAAAAUCUUUGAUGUGACUGGUUUGCCCAGCGAAGAGGACUGGCCCAGGGACAGCCCGAUCUCAUACUCGGUCAGCUGGGGACCAAAGGGCUCCUGCACCAAGCUGCUGCACAACCUGGGCCCAGACGAGAACGACCUACUAUCUCAAUGUUUGGCAUUCAGACCGAGCCGUCGCAUCUCAGCUGCCAAAGCCCUGGCCCAUCCUUUCUUCAUGAAGCACUGAAGCUUUGGGAGAACAGAAACGUCCGCUCCUUCUGCUUCUCUACUGUCAGCUGUCCUAGCUAGUCUUGUGCCAUUAAUAUCCAUGGCACACUUUGCAUCAUGAGAAACUGUGGUCCGGAUUGAUUAAACACCUUUGCACCUUUUAAACAUCAGUGUAUAGAAACGUAUUAUGCCUGACGUGUAGAACAUGACUCGGAUGGUUCGAAACACAGUGACAUAUAUUUAGAAAUGAUUUUCAAAUAUGUAUUUGAUAAGAAAAACAUGAGACUUUUUUUUUUUUAAGGAGUUUGAUUUACUUAUAAUUUGACAAGCAUUCAUAUGAACGUAGUAAAAGUAUGUUGUUAUUUGAUUAGAAUUUGAUAGUACGCUGUGUAUUUCCACAAAACGUCCGCUACUUUGUUGUUGUUGAGUGUUACCAUUAAAAAUAACAAUUCUGUUUUUCUUUCAACUAUCAACGCCACUAGUAUGAGCACCUUUAUUAAGUUGACGCGUUGGUUAAAUGUUUUUUCACCGAAACUUUUUUUGUUCUAGACUCGUGUAUGAAGUCCUUUACUUGUGUUAUUGUGAAGGUAUUUAUGGUGUAAUCACUGGAAUGGAUUGCACCUGUAUUUAUGUUUGUAUUGAAAGAUUGUACAAGAU